AUGGACCAAGCGUCCUUCCGCCAACUCCUCGACCCCUCCUCGUCCUCGAAGGCAUCCUCCUCCAAGAGCUCCGCGCACAUCCGCGGCUCGCUCCUCACCGCGGCCAAGGAUGGCGCGGAAAAGAAGAAGAAGAAGCCCGCCGCGGAGGGCCCCGCGUUCAAGCCGCGCACGGUGAAGAAGAACGCGGCGGGCGACGCGUACCGCGACCGCGCGCUGGAGCGGAGAAAGGGCGUGAAGGGCGACUUUGCGGAGGUUGAAGCUGUGGCCGAGGAAUUCGAGCGACGGAACGCAGAGAACGAGGACCGCGAGGCUGUCGAGGCGCAGCGCCAGUACCUCGGCGGCGACAGCGCGCACACCGUGCUCGUCAAGGGCCUCGACUUCGCCCUCCUCGAGCAGAGCCGCGCACGCGUCGCCGCGGAGUCCGGCGCGACCGACGACGUUACGCUCGAGCAGGCCUUCCUCGGCGUCGACUCCUCCCCCGCCCCCGCCCCUGCCGCCACGGUCGCCACCGGGAGCGGCGCGGCGAAGAAGCGCUCCCGCGCGGAUAUCCUGAACGAGCUCAAGAGCAAGCGCGGCGCGGCGCCCGUGGAAGACGCGGCCCUCGAGGAGGCGAAGCGGGCGGGCAAGUUCAAGCCGAUCGGGUUCAAGCCCGUGGGCGGCGCGGCGGAGGGGCGGGCGAAGCGGAAGAAGGCCAAGGACGGGGACGGCGAGCAGCCGCAGAAGAAGAAGAAGCGGAAAGUCGCGGCGUCGACGGACGCUGCGCCAGCUCCUGCGAGCGCGGACGCGGGGCCGUCUGCGCCCCCGGGACCCCCGCCUCCCCCGCAGACGCAGCAGGUACCGGAGCCGCCCCCGGCGCCGAUCGACGAGGACUUUGACAUCUUCGCGGACGCGGGCGAGUACACUGGGGUCAACCUCGGUGACGACGACAACGACGACGGUGAUGACAGCGACGCGGACGGUAUGGCGGCGGAGCGGGCUGCUCCAACGGAAGACGGAGAGCUCCCCGCACGCCCCGGAAAGUGGCUAGUGACCUCGGACGACGAGCGCGAACGGUCGCCGCAGCCGCCUCCACCGCAACGGUCCCAUUCUCCGGCUGCCGGGAGGUCCGGGUCUCCGCGGCGGGAAGAGUUCCACCCGCACGCGCGGCCGCCGAUGUCGGACGAGGAGGGAGAAGUCGAGGAGCCGGAGCGGCCGAUGCGGUUGCAACCGCUGGCGUCGUCCGCGAUGCCGUCUAUCAAGGACCUGCUGGCGAUGAACGACGAGGUGGAGAAGGUGGAGAAGCGGAAAGCUAGGAAGGAUAAGAAGAAGGGUGGCGGGGGUGGAGGCGGAGGCGGAGGCGGAGGGGCACCGAGCGAGAAGGAGACCAAGGCGAAGGUCGACAGGGAUUAUCAAAAAUUGAAGGCGUAUACGGACAAGAAGGGAGGUUCAUGA
Messenger RNA from Epithele typhae, 1431 nucleotides. Its product is annotated as RED-like protein N-terminal region-domain-containing protein. Gene Ontology annotation, biological process: mRNA splicing, via spliceosome. Gene Ontology annotation, cellular component: nucleus. The coding region runs from base 1 to 1431 and encodes 476 amino acids. The record is from RefSeq and is a predicted model, not a curated record. Lineage: Eukaryota; Fungi; Basidiomycota; Agaricomycetes; Polyporales; Epitheliaceae. The transcript has 4 exons.